Messenger RNA from Lolium perenne, 1985 nucleotides. The record is from RefSeq and is a predicted model, not a curated record. NCBI's taxonomy places the organism in Eukaryota, Viridiplantae, Streptophyta, Magnoliopsida, Poales, Poaceae.
GUUGUUGCCUCCAUACCCCAUCAGCGAAGGCGAAGCACCAUAUAUAUCGCUCCUCCCACUCUGUCCAGGCAACCAGAACACAGUUGAACUGUGAGAGACACACCACAUCAUAGGCUAAGGAGAAAUGGCGGGUGUUCAGUUGGGCGGCGAAGGUGAACUGAAGCUGCUGGGCACAUGGGCGAGCCCAUGGGUGUCCAGAGUGAAACUUGCCCUCCACCUGAAGGGCUUGAGCUACGAGUACAUCGAGCAGGACCUCGACAACAAGACCAGCCUUCUCCUCGCGUCCAACCCGGUGCACAAGAAGGUGCCCGUGCUCAUCCACAACGGCAAAGCAAUCUGCGAGUCGCGCGUCAUCCUGGAGUACAUCGACGAGGCCUACAGCGCCACAGGCCCUUCCCUCCUGCCCGCCGACCCCUACGAACGCGCGAUCGCUCGGUUCUGGGCUGCCUACAUUGACGACAAGCUGGUUGUCCCGUGGGUUCAGGCGUUCAAGAACAAUACAGAAGAGGAGAGGAACGAAGGGAUGAAGCAGACGUUGGCAGCAGCAGAGACGCUGGAGGGAGCCCUGAAGGAGUGCUCCAAGGGGAAGCCCUUCUUUGGCGGCGAUAGCAUGGGGUAUGUUGACGUCGUGCUGGGCGGUCUCAUCUCGUGGCUGCAGGGAACGGAGGAGCUCUGCGGUGCCAAGCUCUUUGACGAUGCCAACACCCCGCUUCUGCUCUGCUGGGUCGAGCGGUUUGUCGCGCUGGACGCCGCCAAGGUGGCUCUUCCCGAUGUCGGCGAGCUGGUUGAGUUCGCCAAGAUGAGGCUUGCCCAGCUAGGUGCUGCAGCGGCGGCUGCUGCAACUGUGCCUCCCAAGAACUACACUACACACCAGCGGCAACGAGCCAACAACCAUCUCAGCUCAGUCCUGACAGCAGAAGCACCACAGCGGCCGACGAUGUCGCCGGAGAAACAGGAGACGGCGGCGGCGGUGCGCGUGCUGGGCAGGUGGCCGAGCCCGUUUAUGAUCCGGGUCCUGAUAGCGCUGCGGCUCAAGGGGGUGGAGUACGAGCUCGUGGAGGAGCCCAUGGGCAACAGGAGCGAGCUGCUACUUGCGUCCAACCCCGUGCACAGGAAGAUCCCCGUGCUCCUGCACCAUGGCAGGGCCGUCUCCGAGUCCCUGAUCAUCGUCCAGUACGUCGACGAGGUAUGGGCCUCUCAGGGCCCGGCGAUCCUCCCGUCCGACCCCCACGCACGGGCUGCCGAGCGGUUCUGGAGCCAGUACGUCGACGACAAGUUUCCAACGGCGAUCCGUGUGCUGAGGGGGAAGGUGGCUGGAGACAAGGACGAAGCUGCCGCUCAGGUGGCCGCCGCUCUUGAGCACCUGGAAGAGGCCUUGGUCCGGUGCGGCCAAGGAAAGGGCUACUUCGGCGGCGACAGCCUCGGGUACCUGGACAUUGCUCUGGGGUCGCACGUCGGCUGGGUCAGGGCGGUGGAGAGGAUGGCACAGGUCUGCCUCCUCAACGCGGCCAAGCUUCCUAACCUGGCGGCGUGGACGGAUCGGUUCUGCGCCCACCCGGCCGUGGCGGACGUGAUGCCUCACACGGACAGGUUCGUGGAGUUCAGCGUCAACAACGACGGCGUUCUAAAGGCACCUCAUAUAAAUUCCAAGUGAACGAAAAUAAUGUAGUAAGGGUUCGAACACCAAAUAUUUCUAUUUGGUCUAUUUAGGUUGGAUCGCGGAUAGAACAGCGGCUAUCCGUCGUCGGAGACUGCCCAGCGGCUGAAGCAUUUGGUCCGCCUCGGUCAAUAUGCUUUUCACCCAAAUUUCAUCAAAUAUGUUAAUAUGUGGUCAAAGAGGCAAUAGAAACUGAGAAAAUUACCCCAAAAAAGCUACUUUAGAAAAUUAAGUAGCUCACACAAAUAGUGUCGAAUCCAUAUAAAAAAAGUGUGCAAGUUGGGAUGUAAAAUAGGCAAAGUACAAAGGAGAAGUAAAUGUUCGAUCA